CAAAGGUGAACCAGUGAGAAAGGAAACAAACACUGAUUUAACUGUUGUUGUAGGGGUAUCAGUUUCAGUAACACUGCUUGUUGUUGUCAUAGUGAUCCUACUGGUUCUAGUCAAACGGAAGAAAAUUAUUUGCUGUACUGGUGGGAAACAAUCAACUGAGGUAGCUGAUCAAAUGCAAAGAAAGAAUAGAAGCCGUAAUUCGAAUUUAAACAGUUCAUACGUUUAUGUUGAUGAUGAAUGUAUAGAUGCAUCUUUCAAAGGAAAUUAUGAUUCACCUGAUAACACUUACAACAUGCCUGACCAAGAUGGAAACACUAAAAAAGCAGCAUAUGACAUCGCUGGUAACGAUAGACAAGCAUUAAAAAAGAAACAAGACAAUACAUAUAAUAAACUUCAAUCUGAAAACACUCCUAUCUACGAUCUUACAAAUGAUAAAUCUAAAACUGAAAUGCGAGAAUUUGAUGAUACAUACAACACAACGGAAGAGGCAUCAAUGAAUUGCGUGAUUAAAUUUGGCAAGCAUGCAAUUGGUAUUAACACCAUUGAAGAAAGCCCUUACAAUCAUACCAACUCUGAUCCGUUUAAAAAAAAACAAGUUGACAAUGUCUAUAACACUGCUAGCUUUCAGUAAAAUAUUUGAAUAGGAACAAGCGCAAUUUAUAAACUAACACAAAAAGCAUUUAAUUUAUGAAAUAUAUUAUAUAUUGUUAUGCAUUAUUUAUAGCUAUAAUUGAGACAAUGCUUAGAGUUAUGUCGACCCAUAUUUUAUCAUUUGUUCAUGUAAGGAAAAUUCUGUCUAUGCUAUGAGGCCGUUUAACACAACGUCGAGGAAUGAACGUAAAAAUAUCAUACUCUCUUUGUGACAUUGAUUACAAAAGCAUUAUUGAAGACAUGCUUAUUUCUUAAAUAUCUGAAAAAAGUGAUCCAUCGGAAGCCCUUAAAACAGGAAAAUUACAUGAAAAUUGGAGACUCGGUUUGGUUGAGUCUGUACAUGAGGGAUAAUGAAAGAGUGCAACUUCCCUCACUUCCACCUAGCGCAGACUUUAGCGGUACUCAAUUCUCAACACUAAAAAGUGCCGGACUCAAUGAUCCCGAAGGACCAGAAAAAUAUAACAACACUGAAGUAAAGUACGGGGUAACUUUUUUCUGCUGCCACACAGCAUUUGACACCUGCUGUUGUGAUGUAUAAAUACCUGGAAAAAUGUAAUCCCUCGGAAGCAUUUAAAACAUUCUUAAAGCACGAUGGUAAAAAUGAAAACCAAUUUGUAUGUGCAAUGUUGGCCCAAUGAGUGUAUUUUAUAAAUACUAUUCAUAGUAACAGACUAGUUUAUUAAAUUAUUUCAAAUGCAUAAA
Messenger RNA from Ruditapes philippinarum (Manila clam), 1353 nucleotides. RefSeq lists its product as uncharacterized. NCBI's taxonomy places the organism in Eukaryota, Metazoa, Mollusca, Bivalvia, Venerida, Veneridae. The transcript is spliced from 3 exons. The record is from RefSeq and is a predicted model, not a curated record. The coding region runs from base 173 to 631 and encodes 152 amino acids.